CUCCUCUACGUAUUGGUUUCUCAGCGCAUAAUAAGUAGGCCGAAGCUCAAAGCUUUUUCCCAAGCAACAUACUCUAUCUAGUUGGUCACACAUGGAGGGAGCUACUAUCUGUUCCACAACAGAUUCCAUAGAAGAGGGUUUUGAUUUGACCCAAAUCUCUCUUCGACCCAUUAGUCUUGAUGAUCUUGAUGAUCUCAUGUUGUGGACCACUGAUGAAAAAGUUGCAAGGUAUUGCACUUGGGAACCUUACACUAGCAAAGAGGAUGGCAUCAACUUCAUCCAAAACAUAGCAGGGAAAUCUCUAUGGUUCAGAGCAAUUUGCCUCAAUAACCGUGCAAUUGGGUGUAUUGAUUUUUUCUCAUGUGAGGGCCAGCGUAGAAACAGGCACAAAUCUGUUGAACUUGGUUACGCUUUAGCCUCCAUAUACUGGGGAAAAGGGAUUGCAACACAUGCUGUGAAACAAGUGAUUAAAGUUGCAUUCAGCGAGUUUCCACACUUGGAGAGGCUUCAGGCUCUAGUUGAUGUGGAAAAUGUGGCUUCUCAGAAGGUGCUGGAGAAGGCUGGUUUUCAAAGGGAGGGUGUUCUCAGGAAGUAUGUGGUCAUUAAAGGAAAAAGUAGAGAUAUGGUUAUGUUCAGUGUUCUUUCCAACGAUCCUCUAAGUUGAUUUGUUUGAAGCAUGUCAACUUACUGGUCUGCCAUUUGGAAUGCACAGAUGACUUGAAUAUAUGAAUAGAUGCUACAAGCACAUUUGGCCAAUAAUACUCUUGUAGUUUACUUUGAAGAUUACAUGAUGUUUUUAUGUGUAAUGAAAUGUUUAAUUUAAUAAAAGAUAAAAAAGAAUUAAUUAAGGAUCA
Messenger RNA from Glycine soja, 854 nucleotides. RefSeq lists its product as uncharacterized. Bases 92 to 664 code for a protein of 190 amino acids. Gene Ontology annotation, molecular function: acyltransferase activity, transferring groups other than amino-acyl groups. The transcript has a single exon. Lineage: Eukaryota; Viridiplantae; Streptophyta; Magnoliopsida; Fabales; Fabaceae. The record is from RefSeq and is a predicted model, not a curated record.